AUGUGCGGAUUCGACACCACCCUCUUGUACACGGUCUGUGGCUGCACGGACGUCGACCCGGCCUCGGCACCCUGGCAGUGCGCCUGCCCGCAGGAGGGCUGCCACGGCUUCGGCGUGAGGUCCGUCUACGACAUCUGCCCGCUGGCCAAGCGCGCCGUUGUCUUCGACAGCUUCGGCACCCCCUACGAGUGCGGCAUGGGCCGCGACCCCCGCCUCGCCGAGACCUGCACCGAUCGGGGCCUCGACGCCGCCGUGCGCGACUAUGUCGAGCACAACGAUCCCUUGCGCUGGAUGCUUACGUCCCCGCAUUGGAGCGGCUGGUAUGACAUUGCGCUCGAUCUGCUGUUUGGUCCCAAUGAAUAUGAUGUGUCUCUGUAG
Molecule: messenger RNA, 378 nt
Organism: Anthostomella pinea
Lineage: Eukaryota; Fungi; Ascomycota; Sordariomycetes; Xylariales; Xylariaceae
Source: the annotation of a GenBank genome assembly